AUGACGGAGGCUGGGCAAAGCCUACGGGACCCCAGUCGCCUGAUGAGAAGAGGGGGUACUCGUCAUCCGACCAGAUUUAUUAGUCAACAGAUCAUCCAUGUUGACCCUGCUUCCAACAAAUCCAAUCCAGUAAAUUAUUGCAAACAGUUUUUACGUUUUGGAACAUGGAACGUUCUAUCUCUUGUCAGCUCAUCUACACAGCUCUACCAACUUAGUAAAAACAUUGAUCAGUACAGAUUGGAUCUUUUGGGGAUCACCGAGACUCACAUGCCUGGAUCUGGCACCACUCUACUGGACAAUGGCAGUCUACUCAUCCAUUCCGGUAGAGUCGACGGGAUCAAGAGACAGGGAGUCGGUCUCAGUCUUUCAAAACGAAUCAGAAACUCCCUGAUAUCGUUCACUCCCACAUCGGAGCGGGUUUUAACUGCUAGGCUGCAUAGUAAGCAAAUCAACAUCUCUGUUGUUGUGGCCUAUGCUCCAACUGAGGGUGCAGAGGAGAGUGAGAAAGAUAAGUUUUAUAGGACACUCACAGAUACAUUUGAUGGGCUACCUCGUCACGAUAUCAAGUUACUGCUCGGCGAUUUUAAUGCAAAAGUAACAUCAGGCAGAUAUGGAAGUGAAGCGGUCAUCGGUGGGGAAUCACUCCAUAGCUCAUCAAAUGACAACGGGACAAGACUUGUGGAUUUCUGUGCGACGAACCAGCUUGUCAUCGGGGGAACUCUCUUCGAGCACAAGAACAUUCACAAGGGAACAUGGCGGUCCCCCAACGGGCUCACCGUCAAUCAGAUAGAUCAUAUCUGCAUUGGAAAGCGGUUUCGUCAGUCACUUUUUGAUGUUAGGGUAUGUCGCGGGGCAGACAUCGGCUCCGAUCAUUAUCUGGUUCUAGGACUGCUGAAAAUCAAACUUCAGUCAGUGACAAAGAUCAACGCCAACAGGCCCAAUGUGCCUGCCAUUGAGCGCCUGAGGGAUAGUACUACGGUUUUAGAGUACAAUGUGGCUCUUCAAAACCGAUUUGCAAGUCUGGAUAGUGAGGUCGACCUCGAGGAUAUGUGGCGUAAUCUCAGUCAGACCGUCACUGAUGUCUCACUGGAGGUACUAGGCAAAAGACCCCGGAAGGCAAAGGAGCAACACCUGUCACCGAAGACCAAGGAUUUAUUGACUCAGCGGGCACAGUUUAAGCGCAAAGACCCAAACUCGGACACUAACAGGUCAGAGUAUUCUAAACUUAAUAAGUUAGUCAAGAAAAGCAGCAAGCUAGACGACAAUAACUGGGCAGUUAGAGUAGCUACUGAUCUUGAGGAAGCAGCGAGCAAAGGUCAGCAGCGUGAGGUAUGGGCAAAGAUCAAGAAGAUCUCUGGUAAGAACAAGAAGCCUCAAGCAUCUUGUGUCCGGGACAAGGACGGUAGGAAGAUCACGGAUCCCCAACAGCAGAGGGAUAGGUGGAAGGAGCACUUUACUGAACUUCUGAACCCCCCAUCAUCAAGUGUCAACCUUGCCGACCUUGAUACAAGACGAGAUUAG
This is a messenger RNA of Bolinopsis microptera, 1521 nucleotides long. Its product is annotated as craniofacial development protein 2-like. Gene Ontology annotation, biological process: chromatin remodeling. The transcript is spliced from 2 exons. NCBI's taxonomy places the organism in Eukaryota, Metazoa, Ctenophora, Tentaculata, Lobata, Bolinopsidae. The record is from RefSeq and is a predicted model, not a curated record. Gene Ontology annotation, molecular function: catalytic activity. Gene Ontology annotation, cellular component: nucleus. The coding region runs from base 1 to 1521 and encodes 506 amino acids.